This is a messenger RNA of Bactrocera tryoni, 1599 nucleotides long. RefSeq names its product zinc transporter ZIP11 (gene Zip48C). Gene Ontology annotation, biological process: zinc ion transmembrane transport. The record is from RefSeq and is a predicted model, not a curated record. The transcript is spliced from 2 exons. Gene Ontology annotation, cellular component: membrane. Gene Ontology annotation, molecular function: zinc ion transmembrane transporter activity. Lineage: Eukaryota; Metazoa; Arthropoda; Insecta; Diptera; Tephritidae. The coding region runs from base 458 to 1486 and encodes 342 amino acids.
AACGAGCAGACUUCUGACAGUUGACAAUCGCCAACGCUCUCACUUUGUGUUGUAUUCAUUUGUUGUAGCUUGAAGUUGGAGCAACAAUCUGUGGAGCUCUCGUUGGUCAUAUUGGCAAACUGUGUUCUGUUUUUGCACCACAAAAUACGUUAAUGGAUUCGAUAGUACGGCAGAAAGAUACAAAAAUUAUUUGCUACGUUUCUUGGCAAAUCUCAAUAUAAAUCAGUGGGUUAAUUGUAAAAAACGCCGACUUGGUGAUUUCCCAAAGUAGCAUUUACUUUUGAAGGCUAUUAGCGCUUAGAACGUGGCAUUUUCUAAAGUAAUCAAGGGAAGUAAACAUUAAGUAGAGGUUGUGACCUGGCUUACGUGUGAUUUUUCUCGAUAAGCAACGCUCAUUGAAUGUAAUUUGUUUUGCCUGAAAGAGAGAAAAGCUGAGAUAGAGUAGCAAGACCUCAUAAUGAUUCCUGGGUACGGACCGGUGAUGCAAGCCCUUUUGGGUACACUUUUUACAUGGGGAUUAACAGCUGCGGGUGCAGCGUGCGUGAUAUUUGUCCGCGGCAAUCAACGCAAGUCACUCGAUGCUGCAUUAGGUUUCGCCGCUGGUGUCAUGAUUGCUGCUUCGUUUUGGUCACUUUUAAAUCCCGCCAUAGAAAUGGCAGAGAGUUCACAUCUGUAUGGCGUUUACGCCUUUAUGCCAGUUUCUGGUGGUUUUCUUUUGGGUGCCAUCUUUGUGUAUGGUUGUGAUAGGCUUAUGUCGUAUCUUGGACUCAACAGCACAAAUAUGAUGAUUUCGAUGACACAAACGAAUAAGGAUAAGGCUGAUAUUGCUAUCGAUGAUAUACGUAAUAGUCAAGGUGUUUUGGAUCGCACUGUAACAAAAAGCAUGGAUAGUUUUUCUGAUUGCUUGAGUACACAACACGGCAACCUUGAGCCACGACGUCGCAAAAAAAACAGCGCAGCCGAAUUAGAAGCUCAGCGUACAUAUACAACAGAUAGUCAACGUAACCUUGAAAACGCAGUGGCACAAUGGAAACGUAUUAUGUUACUGGUUGUUGCAAUUACCGUACAUAACAUUCCCGAGGGUCUGGCGGUCGGUGUCAGUUUCGGCGCAAUAGGCAGUACUGAAUCUUCCACAUUUGAAGCUGCUCGAAAUUUAGCAAUUGGUAUUGGAAUUCAGAAUUUUCCAGAGGGCCUCGCUGUAAGUCUGCCUUUACACGCAGCUGGCUUUAGCGUGGCACGCGCAUUGUGGUAUGGUCAACUGUCUGGUAUGGUGGAACCGAUUUUUGGUAUUUUGGGUGCAGUUGCAGUGACAUUUGCCAAUCUCAUAUUACCAUAUGCACUGUCAUUUGCAGCCGGCGCAAUGAUAUAUAUUGUUGCGGAUGACAUAUUGCCCGAAGCUCAUGCCAGUGGCAAUGGAACGAUAGCCACUUGGGGCACGGUAGCAGGGUUCCUUAUAAUGAUGUGCCUUGAAGUUACCCUAUCUUGAUGUUACUUCUACUGCCGUUGUUAUAUUUGUUAUAUUAUUAACUACAAGUACAAUAUUUUGCGUUUACAAAGCUACAACAAUCGCUUGAUCAGUCACAUUGAUUUGGUACAAAA